AUGACUAUAAUCGCCCAAUAUGGCGAAUCUGACUCCAGCGAACCUGCACCUCCGGUAGAGUCAGACCACGGAGACGUGCUGUGUCGAGCUAAGGAGCUGCAAGCCGAGGUUGAGCAGUUUGCUGCACAUCUCUGCAAUGUCUACCGAGGAUAUUUUCAGGAAUUUCCUCAAAAUAUGCAUAUUUCAUUCUAUCACGAUGUAUUGUCUGAGGUUCAAAACUUGGAGAAUGACAUCAACUCUGAAGAUCCUUUCUCUGCACACCGCAUAUCCUCCUCCAACCUUCCUUACCUUCAUGCCGUAUGGAGUACUGCAAAGAGCUCCAAGAAUAUUGUCAAAUUGAGACACCCCGUAUUCAGUGGGCCCUUCAAACGCCGUAUUUUGGCACCUGGAAUUCGAAUCAAAGAUAUUCUGAGCCAGGGUGGAUCUGAGCCCAAGCGAAAUCAAAACGGUCGCUCUACUCGCAUCGACGUUAUUUGUGAUGGAGGGUUGUUGUGGUACAAGGUCUCGACCAUCACGAAUAGGAGACUGCUGUUUGAUAUGGCGAAAGAGUCCAUAUAUUGCGGAGAUAGCGACGAUAGUGACUCGAGUAGUGACACAUCCCAGGAUUUUUCUGAUGUUCCACUAGUGAAGAUGGCUAGGACCUUGAAGACGAUAGCUCAAGGGCACCAGAUCCGCAAUACUACUCCAACUAUAUGUCUCGUCUUGCCACGAAUACAAGAAGGAGAGUAUGUUGAAGUCGAUAAAAUAGUUAAGUUCUGCCGGGACAUGGAUGUCAAUGUUUCUUGUGGCGAUAAGUUGCCUGUUUCAUUGCCCCUUUCAGAUGACUUGCUUCAUGAAAUGGUGCCAAGUCCGAAGAGAAAUAUCACUUCGGAACUCAAUAUCGACACCUCAGUUCUCGUGGCGCUUACAUCCGAUAUCUCCCACCUUCGAGUGACGCCGCAGUCGUGGUUUGGGCAAUCUCAGAAAGACCACAUUGACCUAGAAGCACACGAUCCCCUCACACCGCAGCUUUGUUCACUUUUAGGUAAUCACCAACUAGUAUGCACGAAGGAAGCGGCGGCUUCUCUCGCCCGGAUUGUACACACUAUGGGAACUGUUACGGAGAAUGCCCGAGCUCACCUCCUACUGACACCCGAUGACACCAAAACCCGGGAACAGCGGCUUGAAGAAUUCCGUGCGUUGUCAAUCCACGCCAGCAGUAUGCCAUCAUGCUUGCAGCUACCGAUCCGAGUUUUGGAUUCCGAUACCAAUCUUGAUCAAGAUGUUUACCAGAUUCAAUCAGAUGCCUUAAUUCAGGAGAAGCUCAAUUCUUUGGCCCAGCCAGGAAGAUCAGUCUUCUCAUCUGGAUGGGCCAAGGGUCUCACGACAAUUACAUGCAAUGUUUUGGCAGUGAAGCAGCUUGAAAAGAAUUUGGAAGAACUCCCAAGCUUAGAUAUAUCGCAAUGGCCCUCGAUUUGGGCGUUCUCCUCAUCUCGACCUCUUGUCGGUGUACGCAAGGGGAGCAGUGAACAGCGUAUACGUAAACAUAUCGGAGAUUGCCGUGCCACUUGUAUCUGUGGUCUCGAUGAGUUCAAGAAAGGCCAAGUUUCUCAAUUGGCAUGCUGA
This is a messenger RNA of Xylaria bambusicola, 1605 nucleotides long. RefSeq lists its product as uncharacterized. The coding region runs from base 1 to 1605 and encodes 534 amino acids. The transcript has 2 exons. NCBI's taxonomy places the organism in Eukaryota, Fungi, Ascomycota, Sordariomycetes, Xylariales, Xylariaceae. The record is from RefSeq and is a predicted model, not a curated record.